AUAGCGGGAGAGAAGCAAAGUGAGCUUCAUCACAUCAAGAAAAAAAAAAAAAAAAAAAAGACAAAACAUACAUCAUAUUACACGAUGAUGAUAGAGCACAAAGCCAACAUGGCAAUGGUGUUUGUACAGAUUGUAUAUGCAGGAAUGCCAUUGCUCUCUAAAGUGGCUAUCUCUCAAGGAACCAACCCUUUUGUCUUUGUUUUCUAUAGACAAGCCUUCGCGGCUCUUGCCUUAUCGCCUUUCGCAUUCUUCCUUGAAAGCUCCAAGUCCUCUCCUCUAUCGUUUGUCUUGUUGCUCAAAAUAUUCUUUAUCUCCUUAUGCGGACUCACGUUGAGUCUUAACCUCUACUACGUGGCCAUCGAGAACACCACCGCCACUUUCGCGGCAGCCACCACCAACGCCAUCCCCUCUAUCACCUUCGUCUUGGCUCUCCUAUUCAGAUUAGAGACGGUGACCUUGAAGAAGUCACACGGAGUGGCCAAAGUCAUUGGUUCAAUGGUUGGAAUGUUGGGCGCAUUAGUGUUUGCUUUUGUAAAAGGGCCAAGUUUGAUAAACCACAAUAACAGCAGCACCAUCCCAAACGGCACCGUUCCAUCAACCAAAAAUUCUGUAAAAGGUUCAAUCACAAUGCUCGCUGCCAAUACUUGCUGGUGUUUGUGGAUUAUCAUGCAGAGCAAGGUGAUGAAGGAAUACCCAGCGAAGUUGCGAUUGGUAACAGUACAAUGCUUCUUUAGUUGCAUACAAACCGCAGUUUGGGCAGUCGCGGUGAACAGAAGUCCAUCAGUUUGGAAGAUCGAAUUCGGCUUACCUCUUCUCUCAAUGGCUUAUUGUGGAAUUAUGGUGACUGGCCUCACAUAUUGGUUACAAGUAUGGGCAAUAGAGAAGAAAGGGCCAGUAUUCACUGCACUCUACACUCCUUUAGCUCUCAUCCUUACUUGCAUUGUCUCAUCUUUCCUUUUCAAGGAAACACUUUACCUUGGAAGUGUGGGUGGGGCAGUGUUGUUGGUGUGUGGACUAUACCUUGGUCUAUGGGGUAAAACUAAAGAAGAGGAAGUGCAAAGAUAUGGUGAAAAGAAAAGCCAAAAAGAGAUUAUAGAAGAAGUUAUCAUCGUCUAGGAUUGCAUCUCAAAAGGCAUCACUAGUCACAAAACUUUUAUCUUGGCUACACCCAUAUUCCACGUCGUUUUUCCCUUUAUUGUCGCUGCUAUAAUAUGAAUAAUGUCUAGAUUCAUGUAAUGUAGAUAUAAAUGUGGAGUUUUCUAUUACUCAACGUAAUGUUUUAUUGAUUAAUAAUGAGGUAACCUAUUGGGUAUA
Molecule: messenger RNA, 1314 nt
Organism: Arabidopsis lyrata subsp. lyrata
Lineage: Eukaryota; Viridiplantae; Streptophyta; Magnoliopsida; Brassicales; Brassicaceae
Product: WAT1-related protein At1g43650
Exons: 7
Coding region: 85-1116 (343 amino acids)
Cellular component (GO): plasma membrane
Molecular function (GO): transmembrane transporter activity
Source: RefSeq, a predicted model, not a curated record